AUCUCCAUGGUGGAUGGCAAGUUCUUUGACAGGCUGGAGGCAGUGGCAAGGGCAGUCAGAAAACGGGAUGAGCCUUUUGGAGGAAUUCAGUUAAUCAUCUGUGGGGACUUCUUGCAGCUACCCCCAGUCUGCAAGGCUAAUGAAGAAAUGAAGUUUUGCUUCCAGGCAAAAAGCUGGAGGAAAUGCAUCAACAUAAACAUGGAGCUGACUGAAGUGCGGAGACAGACUGACAAGACCUUUGUCUCGCUCCUGAGCGCAGUUCGUUUAGGCAGGUGCACAGAGGAGGUUACCAGGCUGCUGAUGCAGACAGCUACUAACAGGUCUGAGCGUGAUGGGAUCCUGGCUACACGGCUCUGCACCCAUAAGGAUGAUGUAGAAAUAACCAAUGAGAGACGCUUGCAACAGCUGUCAGGAGACAUGCAUACUUUUGAGGCUUUGGACAGUGACCCAAUGCUAGUGAAGUUAAUUGAUGCUCAGUGUCCUGUGGGUGGUAGAGUUGAGCUAAAGCUUGGAGCUCAGGUGAUGCUAGCAAAAAAUCUGGAUGUGUCUCAAGGGCUGGUGAAUGGGGCACGAGGAGUUGUUGUAGGAUUUGAAAGUGAAGAGAAGGGGCUGCCUAAGGUUAGAUUUCUCUGUGGGAUCACCCAGGUCAUCAAAAUGGAGAAAUGGGUCUUCAAAGGACCAUCAGGAGUUCAUCUGAGUCGUCAACAGUUGCCUUUAAAAUUGGCAUGGGCCAUUUCCAUUCACAAGAGUCAGGGCAUGUCUUUAGAUUGUGUGGAAAUCUCUCUGUCUCGUGUCUUUGAAAGUGGGCAGGCCUAUGUAGCCCUCUCCCGAGCCCGUAGCCUUGCAGGUCUCCGUGUUCUGGAUUUUGACCCAAAAGUAGUGAGAGCUGAUCCUUCUGUGUUGCAGUUCUAUAGGCACCUGAGACGUCAUCAGCUUCUAACCCAGGAUUCCCUAUGCACCCAUUCAGGUGCUGAUGAGAAGGAGAACUGGGAAUGCAGCUGA
Messenger RNA from Pterocles gutturalis (yellow-throated sandgrouse), 1002 nucleotides. RefSeq names its product PIF1 5'-to-3' DNA helicase (gene PIF1). Gene Ontology annotation, molecular function: DNA helicase activity. The transcript is spliced from 9 exons. Gene Ontology annotation, biological process: DNA repair; telomere maintenance. Lineage: Eukaryota; Metazoa; Chordata; Aves; Pterocliformes; Pteroclidae. The annotation marks the transcript as partial. The record is from RefSeq and is a predicted model, not a curated record.